GAGAGCGGAUAUAGUGAAUGCAGGGUCUGGGGAGAGUGGAUAUAGUGAAUGCAGGGUCUGGGGAGAGCGGAUAUAGUGAAUGCAGGGCCCGGGGAGAGCGGAUAUAGUGAAUGCAGGGUCCGGGGAGAGCGGAUAUAGUGAAUGCAGGGUCCGGGGAGAGCGGAUAUAGUGAAUGCAGGGUCCGGGGAGAGUGGAUAUAGUGAAUGCAGGGUCUGGGGAGAGCGGAUAUAGUGAAUGUGGGGUCCGGGGAGAGCAGAUAUAGUGAAUGCGGGGUCCGGGGGGAGAGCAGAUAUAGUGAAUGCAGGGGCUCGGGGAGAGCAGAUAUAGUGAAUGCAGGGUCCAGGGAGAGUGGAUAUAGUGAAUGCGGGGUCUGGGGGAGAGCGGAUAUAGUGAAUGCAGGGUCUGGGGAGAGCAGAUAUAGUGAAUGCGGGGUCUGGGGAGAGCGGAUAUAGUGAAUGCAGGGUC
Messenger RNA from Staurois parvus, 465 nucleotides. Lineage: Eukaryota; Metazoa; Chordata; Amphibia; Anura; Ranidae. The record is from the annotation of a GenBank genome assembly.